AUGGCGAAAGCUUCGAAGCAACAGGCUUCAUCCGACGAAGAAUUCUCCAACUCUUCGAGUUCAUCGGAGGAAGAGCAAGUGAAUGAGCAGAUCAACGAAGAAGAAGAUGAAGAGGAGCUGGAAGCUGUAGCUCGCGCGGCUAGUUCCGAUGAUGAUGAAGUUACCGGUGAUAAUCCGCCGGAUUCCGAUGAAGAUGCUGCUGCUGAAGACGUUGACGACGAUGAACAGGGAGGAGAUGAUGAUGCUCCUGAAAUCAGCAAACGUGAGAAGGCUAGACUUAAAGAAAUGCAGAAAAUGAAGAAACAGAAAAUUCAGGAGAUAUUGGAUACUCAGAAUGCUGCCAUUGAAGCUGACAUGAACAAUAGAGGAAAGGGACGUUUGAAGUAUCUGUUACAGCAGACUGAGCUGUUUGCGCAUUUUGCAAAAGGUGAUUCAUCAUCAUCUCAAAAGAAGACAAGAGGAAGUGGCCGCCAUGCGUCAAAAGUGACUGAAGAAGAGGAAGAUGAAGAGUACCUGAAAGGAGAAGAAGAUGGUGUUGCGAACACUCGUCUGAUGACACAACCAUCAUGUAUUCAAGGGAAGAUGAGGGAUUACCAAUUGGCUGGACUAAAUUGGCUCAUUAGAUUGUAUGAGAAUGGAAUAAAUGGAAUUCUGGCUGAUGAGAUGGGGCUCGGUAAAACAUUGCAAACUAUAUCUUUAAUGGGUUACUUGCAUGAGUUCAGAGGAAUUAAAGGUCCUCAUAUGGUGGUUGCCCCAAAAUCAACUCUUGGGAAUUGGAUGAAUGAGAUUCGCCGCUUCUGUCCUAUUCUGCGUGCUGUAAAAUUCCUUGGCAACCCUGAAGAAAGGAGACAUAUAAGAGAGGAAUUGUUGGUUGCUGGGAAGUUUGAUGUUUGUGUUACAAGUUUUGAAAUGGCUAUCAAGGAGAAGUCUACUUUACGUCGGUUUAGUUGGCGCUACAUAAUUAUCGAUGAAGCUCACAGAAUAAAGAACGAGAAUUCAUUGCUCUCUAAAACAAUGAGGAUUUUCAAUACAAACUAUCGCCUCCUUAUUACUGGCACACCACUUCAGAAUAAUCUCCACGAACUUUGGUCUCUGCUUAACUUUCUUCUGCCCGAAAUAUUUAGUUCUGCUGAAACCUUUGAUGAAUGGUUUCAAAUCUCUGGUGAAAAUGAUCAACAGGAGGUUGUUCAACAAUUACACAAGGUUCUCCGACCAUUUCUCCUUCGAAGGUUGAAGUCGGAUGUUGAGAAAGGGUUGCCACCAAAAAAAGAAACCAUUCUUAAAGUUGGCAUGUCACAGAUGCAGAAACAGUAUUAUAAAGCAUUACUGCAGAAGGAUCUCGAGGUUGUCAAUGCCGGUGGAGAACGGAAGCGCCUCCUGAACAUAGCUAUGCAACUACGCAAAUGUUGUAAUCAUCCAUAUCUUUUCCAAGGUGCUGAACCUGGUCCCCCCUAUACAACAGGAGAUCAUCUCAUUACCAGUGCUGGUAAAAUGGUUCUUUUGGAUAAGUUGCUUCCUAAAUUAAAGGAGCGUGAUUCUAGGGUCCUUAUAUUUUCACAGAUGACUAGGCUGCUAGACAUUCUUGAAGACUAUUUAAUGUUCCGUGGAUAUCAAUAUUGUCGCAUAGAUGGCAAUACUGGUGGGGAUGAUCGUGAUGCCUCCAUUGAGGCUUACAACAAACCGGGAAGUGAGAAAUUUGUCUUCUUGUUAUCAACUCGAGCUGGGGGUCUUGGUAUUAAUCUUGCUACUGCUGAUGUCGUCAUUCUGUAUGAUAGUGACUGGAACCCACAAGUUGACUUGCAGGCUCAGGAUCGUGCUCAUAGGAUAGGUCAGAAGAAAGAAGUUCAAGUGUUCCGUUUUUGCACUGAGUAUACAAUUGAGGAGAAAGUCAUUGAAAGGGCUUACAAAAAGCUUGCACUUGAUGCUUUGGUAAUUCAACAAGGGCGGUUGGCUGAGCAGAAGACGGUAAAUAAAGAUGAGUUGCUUCAAAUGGUUAGAUUUGGAGCUGAAAUGGUUUUCAGUUCCAAGGAUAGUACAAUUACAGAUGAGGAUAUUGAUAGAAUUAUUGCCAAAGGAGAAGAGGCAACUGCAGAGCUUGAUGCCAAGAUGAAGAAAUUUACUGAAGAUGCGAUCAAAUUUAAGAUGGAUGACACUGCCGAGUUAUAUGACUUUGAUGAUGAUAAGGAUGAGAACAAAUUUGAUUUCAAAAAAAUUGUGAGUGAAAACUGGGUUGAGCCACCAAGAAGGGAGCGGAAGCGCAAUUACUCAGAGUCUGAGUACUUCAAGCAAACCUUGCGCCAAGGUGGCCCCACUAAACCAAAGGAGCCCCGCAUUCCAAGGAUGCCACAGUUGCAUGAUUUCCAGUUUUUCAACACUCAAAGACUGAGUGAACUGUAUGAAAAGGAAGUGCGUUAUCUCAUGCAAGCACAUCAGAAGAAUCAGGUGAAGGACUCAAUAGAUGUUGAUGAACCAGAAGAGGCAGGAAAUCAAUUGACUGCUGAAGAGAUGGAAGAAAAGGAACAUCUGCUAGAACAGGGAUUUUCAUCAUGGAGCCGGAAAGAUUUUAAUACUUUCCUCAGGGCCUGUGAGAAAUAUGGUCGAAAUGAUGUACAAAGUAUUGCUUCUGAGAUGGAAGGAAAAACUGAUGAGGAAGUUGAAAGAUAUGCCAAGGUCUUCAAAGAAAGAUACAAGGAAUUAAAUGAUUAUGAUAGAAUUAUCAAAAACAUUGAGAGGGGAGAGGCUAGAAUUUCUCGGAAGGAUGAGAUCAUGAAAGCUAUCGGAAAGAAAUUGGACCGCUACAAGAAUCCUUGGCUAGAGUUGAAAGUACAGUAUGGACAAAACAAAGGGAAGCUAUACAAUGAAGAAUGUGACCGAUUCAUGAUAUGCAUGGUUCACAAACUUGGCUAUGGUAACUGGGAUGAGUUGAAGGCUGCAUUUCGAACAUCACCUUUGUUCAGAUUUGAUUGGUUUGUUAAGUCUCGCACAACCCAGGAACUUGCCAGGAGGUGUGACACCCUUAUUCGGUUGGUAGAAAAGGAAAACCAGGAAUAUGAUGAGAGGGAAAGACAAGCUCGCAAAGAGAAGAAGCUUGCCAAGAACACGACUCCAACAAAGCGGGCUUUGGCAAGACAGACUGAGAGUCCAUCUUCUACAAAGAAGCGGAAGCAGUUAACUAUGGACGAUUAUGCUAAUUCGGGUAAGAGGAGAAAAUAA
Lathyrus sativus (Indian pea) is the source of this 3213-nucleotide messenger RNA. Lineage: Eukaryota; Viridiplantae; Streptophyta; Magnoliopsida; Fabales; Fabaceae. The record is from the annotation of a GenBank genome assembly.